Dentiscutata heterogama is the source of this 263-nucleotide messenger RNA. Lineage: Eukaryota; Fungi; Glomeromycota; Glomeromycetes; Diversisporales; Gigasporaceae. The record is from the annotation of a GenBank genome assembly.
AUAUUUUGUUAAUAGCAUUUUAGUUGGAACAAAAUUAUAUUUUUUGGGAGGUUGGAGUAAAAAUUCUGAUGGCACAGAGAGUUGCCAAAAUAGUGUGUUCUAUUUAGAUCUUUCUGCACCGUUUGACACGCAAAAUAAUAUUCCAUGGACAGAUCUUACGUCUACUGCUAGCAUUCCAGUAAAUACUUGCUGGCAAGUUAGCGUUUUGGGUGGUCCAGACAACUCUAGUAUAUACGCGUUUGGAGGCAUGAUGGUAGAUGAGA